Molecule: messenger RNA, 3673 nt
Organism: Spodoptera frugiperda (fall armyworm)
Lineage: Eukaryota; Metazoa; Arthropoda; Insecta; Lepidoptera; Noctuidae
Gene: Stlk
Product: STE20-related kinase adapter protein alpha
Exons: 7
Coding region: 205-1299 (364 amino acids)
Biological process (GO): protein phosphorylation
Molecular function (GO): ATP binding; protein kinase activity; protein serine/threonine kinase activator activity
Source: RefSeq, a predicted model, not a curated record
GUAACUGGAACGCACACUGAUUGUCAAACAAUAAAAACAUUGACCAGUUUUAUUUUGUUAAUUAUUUACUUUAUUACAACACUCUCGUUUUAAAUAAAUACUGUUUUUUAACUAUUAGGUCUUCUUUCAUUAUGUGUUGUUGACGAAGGGAGCAUUUGAUUAGCGUAUUUACAAAUUUCGAUAAGUAUUUUUGAUCGAAUUAAAAUGUUUAACCCUGAUAUCAAUGACUAUCAACUUACUUCGAUAAUAACAGAGUGCUGUGGAGGCGUAGCCGUUGUUUAUUCAGCGCUUUAUAAACCUAAUAAUCAAAAUGUCGCCAUCAAGAGGUAUUUUGUUGACAAAACUAAAGAAAACGCCAGCUUGAUACAGCAAGAUAUUCUCACAAGGAAGGAACUACAACAUGCAAACAUACUACCAUACCUGACAUCUUUCGUACAUGGUAAGGAGUUGUACGUAGUGUCUCCACUCAUGACGUUUGGCUCUUGUCGUGAUAUCCUGGACCGGUACUUCCAAGAAGGUCUGCCGGAGCUGGCCUGCGCUCUUGUGCUGAGAGACGUUCUCCAGGCUUUGCAGUAUUUACACAAGCAAUUGUAUAUUCAUAGGAGCGUUCGUGCCAGUCACGUGCUAGUAGGUGCUAACGGCGGUGUCCGGCUGUCAGGGCUGCGCAGUGCGGCCUCCAUGAUGGUCCGCGGCCGCAGACAGAGACACCUGCACCAGCUGCCUCCACCCGACGCUGACAAUACCAACCUCAUGUGGCUUAGCCCUGAACUGCUGGAACAGAAUCUAAAGGGCUACGAUGAAAAAUCGGACAUAUAUUCGCUGGGCGUGCUAUGUUGCGAGCUGGCCAACGGGGCAGUGCCCUUCGCUGAGGUUCCUACAACUCUGAUGUUCACGGAGAAGGUGCGCGGGAGUCGGCCGCAACUAUUGGACUGCUCUACUUUCCCGGAGCCCUGUCUUGAUGACUCAGAGAUGAAAAGUAUGUACAACACAGACAGUGGAGUGGGCGACAGUGCGGACGGCGUGAUGCGCCUGCGCCAGUUGUACGCGGCCCGGAAACUAUCCGACACCUUCCAUCAUCUCAGCGAGAUGGCGCUGCAGAGGGACCCGGACAAGCGCCCCUCAGCGACCCAGCUCCUGAACCACCCGUUCUUCAAGCAGAUCAGGAAGACAGACUACCUGCCCGGACUCAUCGGACGAGUCAAACCUAUCAAACCUGAUCUCAAUGAUAUGUCAGCUCUCCUGCUCCAAGAGAAGUUAUCAGAGAUGGAUAUUGAGAAGACAACGGAGUGGGACUUCUAGCGUCCCCCCACCACACUCGAACUACGCCUUCUGCGCACGCGCAGGUGACAUACACAUACUCCGUAACUACAUUGUUAUUGGAAAUAUCAACCUUGUUGCUUAUGAGAUAAACAUCAUUUUUUAAGAUCAUAUUAUAAGAUCUGUGUAUAUUAUCAAGAAAAUAUGGUUAUGUCGUGCCCUUAAAGUGUUACAACACUAGUAUACUUGUCUCUAUCUUGCAGAUAUAGAAUAAUAUAGCAUGAAAGAGAUAACGAUACUGAUAGGUAUGUAAUUGAUUGAAAAUAACGGUUUACUCACGUGUAACAACUGAGAAAGUAAAUAUUUGUUUUCUUAUAUGGCUUGAUAGCAGAACUUUUCUAUAGAUUUUUAACUUUAUAUGUUUGUAAUAAAGUGUACAAUCACUUGAAGUCAUCCUUAAGAGAUUGUUGUAUGUGUAAAUGUAUCCUUAUAACAUAAGCAUUAAGGUUGAUAUUGCAAACACAACUACCGAAUGCAGGUUGUACUAGCGUAUCUUAAGACGUCUUCCCGAAUACUAAAGAAAUUCUAACAUAAAUAGUUUUAAUAUAAAAAAUAAAUAUUUACAGAUACUUUAUGAUACAUACUGCCAUCGCAAGUCGCAAUAAUUGUUAUUGUAAUCGUAAUUAAUAAAUAUAUAAUAUGUAUUUUUAAUAUAUUGUAGAUAUAGUAGCAUAUAUUUAUACUAUAUAGUAUAACGUCCGCUUAUUGCAAGAAGUCAUUAUGUGAUAUAUCCACUAUUCUGACAUAAACAGUGUUUUAGUUUAAAUUUACUGCACGGUUGGCGCGGUGGCUGGGCAACCGGUUGCCGUGCGACCUGUAGCGGGUUCGAUUCCCGCACGGAGCAACUCUUUGUGUAAUCCACAAAUUGUUGUUUCGGGUCUGGGUGUCAUGUGCAUGUGAACUUGUAUGUUUGUAAACGCACCCACGAUACAGGAGAAAAUACUAGUGUGGGGCAAAGUAAAAAAAAAAUGGUAUUUGUUGGUUGUAGAUUUGCCCAUAUUAUCCUAAAUAUAACUACGUUGAUGAAAUUUGUUUCUGCAUUUUGUAGAAUGUGUCAAAAUAAGUACACUAUAGAUAAAAACAUGUUAAGUAAUGUUUUGCAGUUAAUGAUUUCUUACAAUAAGCCGGCGAUAAAUAGACGUACAAAUUAUAUUAUUGUUAUUAUAUGUAGUAGAAUUGACGCUAGGGUUUAUUGUUUAUAUAACUUAUAUUAAUACAUAGAUCUGAGUAGAGUAUUUGGGUAGUAUUAUACAUUAACUUAUACCGUUGUCCCAGAAAACUAAGCAGAACCUACAUAAAGCCUCUUAUAAACCUUUUAUACCUCUUUGGGCUUGAUUUUUUACAUAAUGGCAAAGGGAAUAAGAACUUCCAUAUUGUUUAAAAUUUAAGAAUACUUCCUAUUAUGCUAUUGUUUUGCAUUUUUCUUCCAACUCUAGUAAUUCUAAGCCAGAUAAACAGCAUCAUGAUUCGUCUACAAAAAAAAAAUAGUUUUCUGUUUAUAAAAAAGUUGGGAAGAAGGUAUUUAUUUAACUUCUUUAAAAACUUUUAAAGCCUUUCUCGCGCUGUUACUCUACGAGCUCCCGUCAAAUUAUAAAACAUUUCUCUUAUGGAUUGAUGGAUUUUAGCUUUGGGGUAACAGUUUAUUUCAAUGUCUCACUUUGUAGUAUAAAAUGUACUUGUAAGAACAUAUUUGUGUAAAAGAAAGUAAUGCAAGCUGGACUUGCACUGAAUUCCUUAUCAGUGAUUAUUUAUUUGUACUGUUUCUUCAAAGCUGAAAUCCUGUUCCAACUGUGUUGCUGUUUUGUUAAUAAUUGGCUUCAAAAUAAUCAAACUGUCUCUGUAUAAUUGGCAUAAAACAGUGUUAACAUAAUACAUAAAUAAAUUGUAUGGUUGGUUCUCUAGUCUGUCAGUAUAUGAGACAAUAGAAAACACAUUGUUCCGACAAACCACCCAUUAAAAAUACAUCUAAAACAAAACUAGUAACUAUAAUAAAAAAAUAAUCGCUAAUAGUGUAAUAGCUGCUAAGCGCAAUUCUCAGGAACGGCUGAACCAAUUUCGCUAAUACUUUUGUUUUGUUUGUUAUUGUCUGAACGUCCCAAUGUAAGAAAAAAAUAACAAAUAUUCGCAUACAAAAGGCGAAACAAAGUUCGCGGGGUCCGCUAGUUCCAUAUAGAAGUAAAUAUAACGUAUAAAUAAAUAAUUACUGUUGUCAAUAAACCUAGAUGUACUGUGUCGUGCACGGAGGCGUACGAAGGGGGAGUGACAUGAAUUUAUACAUUAAUUAUAUUAUAAUAUAAUAUUAGUUGAAUUAGACCAGAUGUUGCCACUGUGAUCAUUAAAGAACAAUUUAUUGUUA